Messenger RNA from Anneissia japonica, 1499 nucleotides. Its product is annotated as stomatin-like protein 2, mitochondrial. The record is from RefSeq and is a predicted model, not a curated record. The coding region runs from base 105 to 1220 and encodes 371 amino acids. NCBI's taxonomy places the organism in Eukaryota, Metazoa, Echinodermata, Crinoidea, Comatulida, Comatulidae. Gene Ontology annotation, cellular component: membrane. The transcript has 9 exons.
GGCGCUUGUUCAGAAUGAGAAAAAAAACAAGGGACAGCGGGUAAACUCGUGCUUUUCUAUGUUGGUGUCAGUGGUUUGGUGGUGUGUUAGUUUAUGAAUAUAUAAUGUUAAGAAGUGUGCAAGGAAUUCGUGUAGCUCAGAGGUUGCUGCCGCAUGCGUCUAUAGCAGUACAAUGUAGACACGCCUCAGGUUUGCCGAUGAACACAGUUAUAUUGUUUGUUCCUCAGCAAGAAGCAUGGAUUGUUGAGCGAAUGGGGCGAUUCAAUAGAGUGUUACAACCAGGUCUUAAUUUUCUUAUUCCAAUCCUGGAUAGAGUUAAAUAUGUGCAAAGUUUAAAAGAAAUUGCUAUUCCAAUCCCUGAGCAAAGUGCUAUUACAAUAGAUAAUGUAACAAUACAUAUUGAUGGUGUUUUAUAUCUCCGAGUCAUUGAUCCAUAUAAUGCAAGUUAUGGAGUUGAAGAUCCUGAGUAUGCCGUGACCCAGCUGGCUCAAACCACUAUGAGGUCCGAGAUUGGAAAGAUCCCUCUUGACACUGUCUUCAAAGAAAGGGAGUCACUCAAUUACAACAUUGUCGAAGCCAUUAACAAAGCAGCUACAGAGCAGUGGGGCAUCCGGUGCUUACGUUAUGAGAUCAAAGACAUUGAUGUGCCAAACAAGGUGAAGGAAGCUAUGCAGAUGCAGGUGGAGGCAGAGAGAAAGAAAAGAGCCAGGGUGUUGGAAUCUGAAGGUAUUAGAGAGUCGGAGAUCAAUGUAGCAGAAGGCAAGAAGAGGUCUGUAAUCCUGGCAUCAGAGGCCAUCAGGAUGGAACAGAUCAAUCGAGCUACUGGUGAAGCUAAUGCCAUCGUUGCCAAAGCUAAUGCCAGAGCUGAGGGUCUGAGUAUAGUUGCCGAGGCCAUUGGUAAAGAACAUGGAGGAAAUGCAGCCUCGUUGAAUGUGGCAGAGCAAUAUGUAGCAGCAUUUGGUAACCUAGCCAAGGAGAGCAACACAAUUGUUCUUCCAGCCAACACUGGAGACAUCAGUAGUAUGGUGGCACAGGGAAUGGCAAUCUACGGUAACCUUAGUAAGCAAAAUCAACGCUUGGUAUCAAGUGAGACGAAGUCAUUAGAGAGUACUGUGGGUCCAAAUACAGAGGGACAUGAACAAAUGAAACACGAAUACAGUACUGAAGAGUAUAGUUCAAAGGCAGAAACAAAAUCUAAGACAGGGGACGACACAUUAUGAUAUAGUUAUCAUACAUAAUUAUCAACAUAAUUGAUCAAAUUUUAUAAUAAAAAAAGUAAAAUCAUUUGUAGCUCCUUUUAUAAACUUUAUUUGAUAAUGUAAGGCUUCACAUAGAGCUUUUCAUUCAAAUCAAUUCAGUUAAUCAAAAAUAUAUGUACAUUUAGUCUUCUCAUUUCAGAAUAUUUCCUCUGGUUUGUGACUAUAAAGAAGCAGUUUGUCAUCAAAUGCAAUAGAUAUUUUGUCUUUAUCUGUGUCAUUAAAAUUAUGCUGAAAAUUUAA